Pseudopodoces humilis (Tibetan ground-tit) is the source of this 1582-nucleotide messenger RNA. RefSeq names its product serpin family I member 1 (gene SERPINI1). Gene Ontology annotation, biological process: negative regulation of endopeptidase activity. The record is from RefSeq and is a predicted model, not a curated record. Gene Ontology annotation, molecular function: serine-type endopeptidase inhibitor activity. NCBI's taxonomy places the organism in Eukaryota, Metazoa, Chordata, Aves, Passeriformes, Paridae.
GCGGCGGCGAGAGUGCCGGUUUGGACACUUGAUCCAGUGGAGCUGCUGUCACCUCUACACAGGCACCUUACUGCUUCAAACAACAAAUCUCAGUGUUGCUCUUCACUUCCAGGCCUUAAAAUCUCAAGACAUGUAUUUCCUUGGACUGCUGUCUUUGCUCGCUUUGCAAAGCGAAGCCUUCAAGACCAGUUCUCCUGAUGAAACCAUUUCUGAGCUCUCUGUGAACAUUUACAACCAGCUGCGAGCCACGAGGGAGGAUGAGAACAUCCUGUUCUCCCCUCUGAGCAUUGCCAUAGCCAUGGGAAUGGUGGAGUUGGGAGCCCAUGGAACCACCUUGAAGGAAAUCCGACAUUCCUUGGGGUUUGACAGCUUGAAAAAUGGUGAAGAGUUUGCCUUCCUGAAGGACCUUUCUGACAUGGCAACUGCUGAAGAAAGUCACUACGUGCUGGACAUCGCCAACUCCCUCUACGUGCAGAACGGGUUUCAUGUCAGCGACAAAUUCCUGCAGCUGGUGAAAAAAUACUUUAAGGCUGAAGUAGAGAAUGUAGAUUUCAGCCAAAGUGCAGCUGUUGCUACUCAGAUCAAUAAAUGGGUGGAGAAUCACACAAAUAGUAUGAUCAAAGAUUUUGUGUCUUCAAGAGACUUUGGUGCUCUAACUCAUUUGGCUCUCAUCAAUGCAAUCUACUUUAAAGGCAACUGGAAGUCACAGUUCAGGCCUGAAAAUACCAGAACUUUUUCUUUCACUAAAGAUGAUGAAAGUGAAGUGCAAAUUCCAAUGAUGUACCAACAGGGAGAGUUCUACUACGGAGAGUUCAGUGAUGGCUCCAACGAAGCAGGAGGGAUCUACCAGGUCCUGGAAAUACCCUAUGAGGGGGAUGAGAUCAGCAUGAUGAUCAUCCUUUCCAGGCAGGAGGUUCCCCUGGCCACACUGGAACCACUGGUCAAGGCCUCCUUGAUUAAUGAAUGGGCUAAUUCUGUGAAGAAGCAAAAAGUGGAAGUGUAUUUGCCAAGGUUCACAGUAGAACAGGAAAUUGAUCUGAAGGAUGUCUGGAGAGGUCUGGGAAUUACAGAGCUGUUCAGCAGCAGUGCUGACCUCACUGCCAUGUCUGAUAACAAAGAACUUUACCUUGCAAAGGCAUUUCACAAGGCAUUUCUAGAAGUUAAUGAGGAAGGAUCAGAAGCUGCUGCUGCCUCAGGAAUGAUUGCCAUCAGCAGAAUGGCAGUGCUCUACCCCCAAGUCAUAGUGGACCAUCCCUUCUUCUUUUUGGUCAGAAACAGAAGAACAGGUACCGUGUUAUUCAUGGGAAGGGUAAUGCACCCUGAGGCAAUGAAUUCAAGUGGCCAUGACUUUGAAAAGCUUUAACUGCCACCAGCUACCAAAAGGAGGAGAUAAGCACAUAAAGUUUGAAGUUAAUAUAUUAAGGUUUGCUGUGUUUUCCCCCAAGAUACUGUUUCAAAACGCUUUUGGAUCUAACUGUGCGAGUCAGUUCCCAGAGGAAAGCUUACAGUAUUAAAGUAAUGGUUCUGUUUCUGUCAUUGUGAUUGCUGUGUCCUUAAAAUAAAGUUGUGUACAUGUCAACAA